UGCAAAGUAUUAGCAUAGAUUAUACAUAAACCAAACACGGCCUUAAUACCCGUCCGUCAAUAUAGUUCCGUAGUCCCUAAAUAGUUGGGGAUCCUCUGAUUCUGUAGUUUUCGAAAUUCUUGAGAAUCAUUUGGAAUUUCAAGAUUCUUGAAUUUUUGGUUGACAAUUUUGCAUGGAAUUUGGAAUUUCUGAAAACCAAUUAAGCCAUUUGAAUCCACCCUUUACAAGAAUUCUGGGUUUCAGACGAAGCCCAGAUGUGAUUUUGAGAAUAGAAAUGGAAAGAUCAAUGUCUCUGUUUCAGAUGAUGGUAAAUGAAGGUUUAGUGCCUUCUGCAGCGGAGGAAAUGAAGAGGAGAAAUGCUAUUGACAAGCUUAAAAAGAUAGUAGUGGAAUGGGUUAAAGAGGUGACUUACCAGCGAGGUCUUCCAAAAAAGUACCUUAAGUUUGCCUCUGGGACAAUAUUGACAUAUGGAUCGUAUGGUUUAGGGGUUUAUAAUUCAGACUCAGAUAUUGAUGCUUUGUGUGUUGGUCCUUACUUUGCCACUAUAGCUGAAGACUUUUUCAUCGUUCUGCAUAACAUGCUUGCGAGCAGGCCUGAAGUAUCGGAAAUCCAUUGUGUCAAGUAUGCAAAAGUUCCUCUGAUGCGAUUCAAAUUUGAUGGGAUAUCCAUUGAUCUUCCCUAUGCACGACUCAAAGUAAUAUCCAUCCCUGAGAAUGUGGAUGUUUUCAAUCCAUUCUUUCUGAAGAAUAUCGAUGACACGAGCUGGAAAAGUUUGUCUGGUGUGCGUGCCAAUAGGAGCAUUCUUCAUCUUGUGCCAAACAUAGAGCUUGGAUUCUUUGGAGGAGUUCACUUGGCUGUGCUUUCAGCGUUUAUCUGCCAAAGGCAUCCAUCCGCCAGCUUAAGCGCACUCAUUUUACUUUUCUUCAAGACAUUUGGCUUAUGGCCUUGGCCAACUCCUGUAAUUUUGCAAGAGACUAUAGCUCGGCCAUUCAUCCCCACUGAUAAGGUGUCGUGGAUGCCAAUCCAGUUACCGUGUAGCCCAUACGAAUUUUGUCAUUCCAACAUUACCAGAAGUACAUUCUAUAAAAUCAGGACCGAAUUCCUAAGAGGUCAUAUGCUGACUAAGGAUAUGCUGAGGCCAGAUUUUGAUUGGAAUAUCCUUUUUGAGCCAUUUCCUUAUGCAAGAAGAUACGGACUCUUCGUCAAAAUUUUCCUCUCAGCUUGUGACAAAGAUGAGUUAGGAGACUGGGUGGGUUGGAUCAAGUCACGCUUUCGCUCUUUACUUGUCAAGCUGGAGGAGUUACUUGGUUUUUGCGACCCCAACCCGACUGAGUACGUUGACACAGAUGCAUCAGAGCCUAAUGUCAUCCUCUAUUGGGGAUUACCAACUAAUAGACGCGAUCUAAUAGACGCUGAUCUUGUGGAGGAAUACUUUCUAAAGAGCAUUGACAAUGGAUAUCAAGGCUCGACCGGAAAGAUGAAGUUAUCGAUCGUGAAAGCAAAUCAGUUGCCUAAAAAAGCUCAGUUUGCUUUCGAACGAAAGAACACUAAGCCGUGUUGGAGGGUUGUCGAUGACAAUCGCAAAAAAAACAAUCCACGGUCCAAGUAUAGUAAGCCUCAUUGUGCUGACGAAUAUUUGCCUACAAAUGAUAGUCCCGAGUACCCUAGCGCCGGGGGAUAAUAGGCUGCUGCUGUUCUGUUUCUCUAUGCUUAACAUCUUAACACAGGUUUUGACACUGCAUAUAUUCGUCGUGAAAACAAACUUUGUACAUUUGCAUUGUGUUACCUUUAAUGCUCAUUUGACCCUCAACGACCAUGUAAAUGUUUUUUUUUUGCUACUAACUAACUGAAGAAAAGUUGAAUACUGAUGUUAUGAAAUGGUUAAGUCAAUAAAAAUGAUCAAAUAUGCUGUUUUUUUUUUA
This is a messenger RNA of Nicotiana tabacum (common tobacco), 1922 nucleotides long. The record is from RefSeq and is a predicted model, not a curated record. Lineage: Eukaryota; Viridiplantae; Streptophyta; Magnoliopsida; Solanales; Solanaceae.